This is a messenger RNA of Megachile rotundata (alfalfa leafcutting bee), 17337 nucleotides long. It is a transcript of the gene poe, whose product is annotated as E3 ubiquitin-protein ligase-like protein poe. NCBI's taxonomy places the organism in Eukaryota, Metazoa, Arthropoda, Insecta, Hymenoptera, Megachilidae. The record is from RefSeq and is a predicted model, not a curated record. Gene Ontology annotation, molecular function: zinc ion binding; protein binding.
GUAUUUGUGCUUCUCUCCACUAAUUCCGUGAUUCUAAUAUAACUUAUAGCUGCAAAAAUAGCGAUAUCUAGCAAUGCUUGAAGUUGCGUUUAUGCCGUGUUUCUGUCGCGAUAUAAGUAAAGAUAGAUAGUGUAUCUUGAUACGAAUUUACGUAUGGAGAAAAGUGAUUGUUAUAUCGAGGAGGAAGAGGAAACGAUCGAAACAGAAGAAGAAACGUAAUACGUGAAAGAUACGUUUAUACGCGCCGUGGUGCGAUACUGAGGGGUAUAUAGUAUAUAGGUGUAAAAGACCGUCAAGAGAGGAGGAUACGUUCGAACAAAGUCGAACAGUUUCGAAAAUGGCAGCCAAAAGCGGUGGCAGCGAUGAGUGGUCAUCGAUAAUGAAACCAAUUUUAGCAGUAUCGCAUGGAUCAUUCGAUAAAAGUGACAUAGUGGAAUUGGCUAAAAGUAUCGUUAAAAGCGAAAAUAAAUUUACAUCUCACGAAGAACAAUAUGACACCUUUUACACGUCUGUCGCAGCCCUUGCAGCCGAUUAUCUCAGCGGUUGUGUUAAUACAUUUUCCAAAAGUCAAGUAUCGAUAGUUUGUCAAGCAUGUAGAAUAUUGCUUGUAUGUCUGGUGAACAAAUUAUCCGAAAUUCAAUUGGGAGAUGGAACUCCUACCAUUUUAAGUACUAAGCAAUUGUUGCUUCCGAUUCGUGCUCUUUGUACAGGACAGUCCUUGCUUACGUCUGCCGACGAAGUAGCCUUAAUUGCUACGAUAAAGAAUUCCAAGGUACCUCCCUGCGUAAAGUCGCAGUCACCUGGUGUCAAAAAAGAUUCUUCUCAAUCCUCAAAAGAUUCCAUGAGGGUACGAUGCGAUUUGUCCAACAGCAUUCUAGAACAAUUGACUAUGCCUUUACAAGAUUUUACGUUAUCCGUGCCUCGUGUCGUCGAAAGCUCCAAUGAGAGUAUAAAUAAAAUUACGAACGACGGCACGGUUAAUGAACCUCACUCUGAUGCGAAGACAACAUUCGUCAUAAAUAAUAUAAAUAUUUUACAAAGUAUGGGUGCAGGCGAUAUUCUUUUGGACAUGUGUUUGAAUCUUUCUCAUCUGUCGCGUUACAUUCGUAAAUAUCAAGCGUAUUUAAACAAAAAAGGUUUCAGUUUACCCGCUAAUGCUUCGGAAGCACACGCUAUACGGCAUAGUUUGCAUUCUGUAGCAAAUGACAUUAAUAUCGUACAUAAUGUAAUAUCUUUGCCAUUAUUGGAACCACUGACCCCGGUCAAACUAGAAAAAUUAUCGGUACUGACCAUGUCUUGUCUGUAUUGUUCGAUCGCGAACGCGACCGCAUCCAGUAUUGUUGGAAUAACAAAUGCGGUAUCACCAAAGUGCAGUACAAAUACUUCUGGUGCAACACAAAUUAAUCAAGGCGGUAAAAAUAUGGAAGAAGAAUAUGAUACCUUGGCGAUUACGGUGGUAGAGAAAAGUCUCGAAAUAUUUGGGCUGGUUUCGAAUGUAAUAAGGAACAGUACACGAGCAGGCGGUCAUAUUCUACAAAAUCAUUUAUUAAUCGGUGUAUGGUUAUUGGUGACCGGUUUGCAAGCUCAACUUUCGGUAAGCAGUUUUAGUGCGGCGGACAAGGGUAAAGAAGAAAAGGGAAAAUCGCCCAGUAAAGCGCGAGAUGGAACUGCUCGUGUCAAUUUGAUGAAAGUCCAGCAAGGUUUUGGAGUGCUUUCAGUAGCAUUAGCUUCUCACGCGCUAACGAUAAUGAGCGCUCUGUUGGAAGAUGUAUCUGUGGAAGCGAUUACCGAUUGUGCAGUACCUCCUGAGCCAGCCCCGCUAGAUAUUUUGUCUACUACAACAGCGCUUCAAAGGGCAGUUACUUUCCUUCAAGCAGUACCGCUUAACCAUUUAUUGUUUUAUUUGGCCACUAUUAGUUACAGAAAGGCCUGUACUUUGAAAAGGGUACAGAAACAUCCUUUUGAAGGUGAUGCCUUAAGCCAAUCCGAUUCCACGACUUAUUACGAAGAGCUGUUAAGCUGUUCGGAUAAUUCUACCGACGAAGAGGAGGACAGCGAACCUAUUCUGGGCUUAUGGUUCGAAGAAACCAUUGCUCCGUCCGACGAAUCACCUGCGAACGGUACGAAGGAACCCAGUAACGAAACCAGCGCCGAACGAACGGUAACUACUAUCGUUCCUGAUAAUCGUGAACCUCAUGGUUAUAUAUCACUGGCCACUAAAAUUUUCCAAUUUAUGAAUCAACAUUUAAUCGGUAGUCGAAGCUCUUACGUACGCGAAUAUGUAGUAAACGGCUUGGUAGAACAACAGAUGGUUAUAUUAGCAGCGAUAAUCAGAGAUUUGGAUCAUGAAACUGCUAGAACAGAAACCGGUACAAUCUCGGUAUUCUAUGGCGCAACUUUGGGCACCAUGUAUUCUGAAUUUUCUCAAGCUUUGAGCCGUUACACUCACAAUUUACUUGCACGCAAUACUUUGAGCGAAAGUUUACAAAGCACACUUCUUCAGCACUUAGGAGUAAAUCCUUGGGCUGGUACGGAAAGUACAACUGCAUGUACUUGGCCACUUCAAGUUUAUCCCAGAACCUUGAGCGUGCUAGCACAGGUUCUUUUAUUGAAACCUCAAUCAGAGAAAGAAGCUGCUUGUAUAAGUAUAUGGCAUAGAUUAGUAACAACGAUGGUAGAGAACGUGUGCAAUCCACCUUCCACGUUUGAAGCUGAAAACGAAGACUUAAAUGUGGAACAUGCUCAACUGGUUUUAAUUCUCUUUCAUUCCCUGAAUUUGAUGCAAAAGAAAUCGGUACUGCUUGUAACCGGAAGCGGUGCUGUACGUUGUAGCGAAGCAAUUAAAACUCCUAUGAAGGAUUCUCAGUUGCUGCAUUUGUCACGACUGUUAUUAUUACUCGAGUACAUGAUGAAACAUCUUUAUGACGCGCCUCUUGCUUUGCUCGAACAGGUUCAGUGGAAUCUGUUUUCGGCUACGAGUCUCGUUUGUGACACAAAAGAUGGUAACAAACAAACGGCCCGAAUUUUUACAUCGUGGACAGAAAUAGAAGAUAAUUAUCGUAAAUUCGGUAGCCAAGAUGAAUUUUCAAUGAAGCCUCGAUUUUACAAUCUUUCUACGACAGAUUUCAAUAAUCAAGAUACACCAAAAUUGGAUGGAUUGGCAUGCAACUUUAUUUUGGGUGCAUCGGAUAAAAUGAAAUAUCCCCUGUUGGUGGAUGCGUUAAUAGAUAUAUUGAACGUUUUGAACCAGACAGAUACACAGAAGAAAACGAGUAGCGACGAUAAAGAAAAAAUGCCUUCAUUUUUAGGGUUGUGUGCGAUUCGCUAUUGUUUCUCCAUAUGUUGGCGUUUAUUACUGAUGUUACCGCCUUCUACACCGUACAUGGAUAAACUAGCUCUCGGCGAGGAAAUUCCUGCUGGGCCUAUGUUACUUUACUCUUUGGUUUGGGGACCUAGAGCUGCAUAUAAAACGUUUACCAGUUGGAUGAAGGAUUACUUGGUCAGGCAAGGAAUGUAUACCCAGUAUGCGGAGAAUCUUUUAAAAACUGUAUCGUCUACUGUCAAUACGCUCAAGUAUGAUAUUACGGUUGCAAAAAAUUGUAUCACAGCGCUAAAACCGGAGACUAAUUUUAACGAUCAAAUAAUGCCAAAAAGCGCAUUACCGAAGCUUAGUUCGUUGUGUAUUUUGGCCGCGGUUAUCGGCAAAUUGCAAGUUCUCUUCGACGAAAGUAUAUCGAAAAGUCAAAACGAAAACGUCGAAAGUUCCAAAAAUUCGCAAAGUUCGGAAGCUGGAAAUACAAGUGCGAAUGCAACUACGAGUAGUACGAACACGAACACGAAUACGAACACGAACAAAAUGAUAGUUAGUAUUCUUCCUCACGUUCUUUCGUUAACCGAGGCUAUUCUAUCCUCGUGUCGGUCGAGUAUACUUCACCAAAUGAUCGAGUCGUUGGAACAAGAAGGUAAAUAUGGCCCACGGGACUAUUUGGUACUCGAUGAUAUCAUCGCGAUGGCGGGUGCGAAUUGGGCAACCGAAGCAUCCUUGAUCACCUUUUUACCGAACUCUUUAAAGUCGAUUCUCGAUAAAUGGAAGUCAAUUAACGUUGCACACAUCCCAUGGAACACUUACGCGAAUGACAUAAUACCGGCGGAAAGUUACAUCUUGACAACUGUCAAUCAUCAUGUGAGCUCGCUUUCCGAAUAUCCAACCUUUUCUAUUAAUCCGUCUCUGAAGAAUUUGUUGCACAGUUUGGUUACUUUUAUAGUAGAAUAUAUUACUCCUACCACGGCACCGGAAAACUCGGACAUACGUUCACAGGCGUUAAACAUCCUGGUUGCGUUAUCUAUGGAUGCUCGUACAGAUUAUCUUCAAAAUAUGACUAACAAGGCUUUGACAAAACUUUUGGGCGACAGCGAGAAUGAGUCGCGUCAGCUUCGGGAACACUUGUUUAUAUUACGUGACACGUACAAUUUGAUAAUCGAAUACACCAAUGAUACUCAAGAUCCUGUCAGUAUUACUAUCGAUGAAAAGAUUUUAAAACGAUGUAUCAAAUAUUGGGAACAGUUGUUGGAAAAACCAGUUGGAUGCAAAGCUCUGGACUUAUUUUUUGCCCCAAAUACCAAUCGAUCUCUUGUCUCCGUCUUAUUAUGCAUAACGUCUUCUCAGUCGUCUCAACAGUUUGCCACUUACGUUUUACGUUUCUUCAACACGUUGUUCCGGACAGCUGAAAAAGGAAAUUAUGGAUCGCUGGAACGUCUUUGUGGAUCCGUAUCGAACUUGGCUCAUGUAGAAACGGAAAAAUUGCAAACUUGGUUAAAGCAAGUCAUUUUGGGAGCAACAAGUAUUUCGCCGAGCGCGUCGUCGACGAACGUGCAAACGCCUACGGUAGUAACUGCGAACGCGUUGGUCGCUGUUACCGGGACAUCGGACGAUUCACAGAAGGCAGACGAGGUCAGUAGCGCGCCUAAUAACGAACAGGAUCAGUGGUUAAUCUUGUUGCCGGACGAUUCCGUGAGUAAUAAUCAAUCCGCAAGCAUCACCGACGAUCAGCAACAGCAACAGCAGUUGCAACAACAGCAGCAGCAGCAGUUGCAACAGCAACAUUCGAUGCAUGAAAAUAGUCGACUUUUACGGGCGCUUACAAAUUAUAUAGUUAAAGAGAAAAGUAGCGUGGAUGAAGGUGUUCCCGUCACGAUUCUUCGAGCUCUUAUACCAUUGGCUUAUCAUAUUCUUUCUUCGACGAUCGAAGGCAAUGGUUUUUCAGAAUUAAUGAACGUUAUGUCGACGUUAGCGGACGCUGGUUCAGAAAAGGGUCAUACGUUAUUAUUUAAAGCUGCGAUCGAGUGGAUCGAACUAUGCAAAGAGCAAUUGACGAAUAAGGAUCUUCAAAGUCUGGAUAAACCAUUGCCGUUCGUCGAAGCUGGUUGCUGUAUACUGAAUUAUAUAGCAGAUAUAGUAAGCGCGAUUUGUCCACAAUCGAUAUAUUCGCAAGAUCGAGCAACGAGUCCGCCGUGGGAAGGUGCGACUCCGGUUAACGACGUAAACGAUAGCGAUUGGGUAGAUGAAAUUCCCCAUGAAGACGAAGACAGUGCCGCUGAGGAUUCUGACGAGGACAGUCUUUGCAACAAACUCUGUACUUUCACCAUCACGCAGAAAGAAUUCAUGAAUCAACAUUGGUAUCAUUGUCACACUUGCAACAUGGUAGACGGAGUUGGUGUAUGUACGGUCUGCGCUCGCGUUUGUCAUCGUGGACACGAUGUCACUUAUGCGAAAUAUGGAAACUUCUUUUGCGAUUGCGGUGCCAAAGAUGACGGAUUUUGUCAAGCUUUGACCAAAAGAAGCCCGCAAACGUCGGAACACCAAAGUAACGCUGGCGCGGUCGGUGGCGGCGGAAGCAGCAGCACGGUUGUAUCGAGCAGUGCGUGUUCGACCGGUGUCACCGCUGGCCCGAGUUACACCAGUACGGCCCGAGCUUCCCAAGACAAUCGAGAUCUCUUUCUUACCAGUAAUUUGCGUCGAAGAACAUCUAGUCCUUUGUAUUUUUCCGAUAAACAGGAGAAACAAGGACGCGAUAAGCAAAGGCAUACGUGCUUAGCGAAGCAACUAGAAUCAUCGAAAGAAUGGAUGCAAAAUCAUCUUUGGAAAACCGGUUUAGUUUCGUCUCUGGUCGAUUUGACCCGUACCUUGGUACCGGUGGUGGACGCAUCUUGUAAAAAGAAUUCGGCGGUUGGUUGUCACGCGCGUGCUCAAGCGGCGCUUAAACAGUUACAUACGAUGGAUAAGAAGUUUGAAUACACCGACCAGUUAACGCUUCCGACAUUGGGAUCGCAAGAGGGUGCAUUUGAAAAUGUUCGAAUGAAUUAUUCGGGAGAUCAGGGACAAACCAUCAGGCAGUUACUGUCCGCGCACAUGAUACGCCGAGUCGCGAUGUGUUGUCUGUCGUCGCCAAACGGUAAACGACAACAUUUGGCGGUCUCGCAUGAAAAGGGUAAGAUAACAGUGUUGCAAUUGAGCGCUCUGUUAAAACAGCCGGAUUCUUCGAAGAGAAAAUUGACGUUAACCAGACUCGCUUCCGCGCCGGUACCCUUUACCGUACUUUCGGUAACCGGUAAUCAAUGGAACGAAGAUUUUCUGGCUGUUUGCGGUUUCAAAGACUGUCACGUGUUAACGUUCAACACAUCUGGAACAGUGUCCGAUCAUUUGGUUUUGCAUCCUCAAUUGGAAACCGGUAAUUUCAUCAUAAAAGCAAUUUGGUUGCCUGGAUCUCAAACUCAGCUGGCAUUGGUUACCGCGGAUUUCGUGAAAAUCUAUGAUCUCGCGAAAGACGCGCUUUGUCCUCAAUAUUACUUUUUAGUACCGACCGGAAAGAUUCGGGACUGUACGUUCAUGUACGCGGAAGACGGUGUUUUUUACUUGUUAAUAAUGUCAUCGGCCGGCUAUAUUUAUAGUCAGGUAAUGGACGAAGAAAGUUUAGCGAAACACGGUCCGUUCUACGUGACCAAUACUCUCGACAUCUAUCAUCCAGAAAUAAAGGAUAACGGUCAAGUUGGCGGUGGUGGCGUGUCAAUUUAUUAUUCUCAUGCUCUACAAUUGCUUUUCUUCAGUUAUACGUGUGGUAAAAGUUUUAUCGCCCCGCUGAAGUAUAUGGACACAGACGUGACCACCGUGUUUCAAAUAAAUCUCGCUGGCAAUAAAAGUUCGAACGGGAACAAAUCGAACAACAAUCAGCCGCAACCGCUGUGUCAGUGGAGCGAAGUACCGAAUCAUCCUGGACUGAUUUGCUCGGUCUUACAGACCAGUAACAAUCCCGUGAUAUUGAUGAUCAAACCUGACACGAUAAUGAUUCAAGAGAUCAAAGUGAUCCCCGCCAAGGCUAAAAUAAUGGAUAUGGUCGCCAUAAGACAUCCAAGUUCGAACGGCGAACAUCGUACUACAUUGAUACUGUUGUGCGAAGAUGGAAGCCUGAAGAUUCAUAUGGCUGGAAUGGAACAGACCGGGUAUUGGAUGUCAUCUAUGGUUCAACCGAUUGGUGCAUUAUCGAACGUUAAGCCGGCUCGAAAAAAGAAAACGACCAAGACCGGGAAGCCUUCGGGCUCCGUCACUUUUCCUAUCGAUUUCUUCGAACACUGUCAGGCGAUGAACGACGUCGAAUUUGGCGGUAACGAUUUACUGCAAAUUUACAACGUGGCGCAAAUCAAACAUAGACUGAACACCACCGGCAUGUACGUUGUUUCUACGAAAGCGAUGGGAUUCAACGUCGAAGUUACCAAUAACGAUCCUGUUUUGGUUAUGACUGGAAUCAGAGUAUUACUCGGAAAUCAAGAUAUUCAAAGAGCUCCAGUUAAUAUCGAGGUGUUCGGUCGAAGGAUAUAUACGACCGUGAACAGACAUCGAUGGUUCGAUAUUCCUUUAACUCGGGAAGAAAGUCUUCAAGCUGACAAAAAAUUGACUAUCACGUUUGGACCGUCACAAGACCACGAAGGAGUCAUUAUCGUGGAUUCCAUUAAAAUAUACGGUAAAACGAAAGACGCGUUCGGUUGGCCAGAAGAAAUAGAAGAUGUUUCGUCUGGUCAGUCAACGUCUGCGCCUGUAACCACGAUAAACAACGAUGUGGACGGUUCUCUCGUUGCGCCAGCUCCUUUGUCGUCCGUCGAUAGCACCAGGAAGGCCAAUUCCCUUAAUAUCGAAAGAAUGGUCGCGGGUAUGUUGGAAGUGUUGGAAUUGUCGUUCAAUGUUCCUACCAACGAUGAGAACAGAUUAUCGUUAAAGGCUACAGCGAUCGACGUAGCGUCAAAGUUAUUGAUAUUGCCAACUCCGCCGCUGCUACAAAUCCAUACGACUGCCCUUUUGGCAGCGUUGCAUUCGUCCAAGCAGGCCUAUCAUCUGCACAAGGAUCACGUGUUACUCUCUCAUGUAUUAGAUUCGUUAAAAUCAAUGAGAGAAGUGAACGAUGCGCGAGACAUCGAUGCAGAAAACUACUAUAGACUCGUGCUAAUUGUUCGAAGUAUUUCUGUUUCGCGACCACAGAAUCUGGCUAAAUUUACCGAUCAAUAUACGAAUAAACCGAUAGACGAGACCAACGUACCAAUUUUCGAAAAGGAUCGACAAAACGUUCAUCAACCGUGCAAAACCGUGGAUGGAAAUCAACAACACUUGAUCGUGCAGCUUAUGGAAAUAUUAUGGUCUUUGCAUAUGGCAUACCCGAAAAAUAUGGCUUUGGCACCCGUUGUGAUCCCAGGAUUGACUCAUGCCGAAGGAACGAUUCACGCGAUCGUUGAAAUAAUUCAUGCAUUUACGACGUGCGACAUCGAGAAGAACGUUCCUUUGGCCGCUAAAUUGUAUCUCCAGUUAUUGUUGUCGUCCGAUACAACGAUCAGUUUCACCGCUAAACAGGCGAUAAUUCGAGUUUUAAGACCAAAGUAUAAAAAAAGGAGCAUUUAUAUACCUAGCCCACCGAACUGUAGUACUCCAGGAAUAGCAGUAGAUACGGAAGAGAAGUCAACGUCGAUAUCCGUACAACCGCAACGAGAUGCUACAGCACCAACACCGAUAGCGUCUGCACCUACGUCCACAUCGGCAUCGGCAUCGUUGUCGACAUCCGUAUCGACAUCGACAUCGACAUCGACAUCAACGUCGGCAUCGGCAUCCACGUCCACAUCAGCACCGGUUCCGGUAACUUCGACAACAACGGAUCGAGAAGUUGAACAACAUUUGGAGGUUCAGCCGAUAGGAUCGGUGACUGAUCGGUUAGUUUCAACUGUGGAUAGCAACCAAGCGUCCGCUGCUUCUACGACCGGUGCCACGAUUACAACAAGAAAUACAACCGGUGGUGGUAACGCCAGUGCCGGUAGCAGCGGAUCGGUCACUGCUACGAGGGGAAGUGUCAAUUCUUUCGAGACGUUAUUGAGUUCCAGAAACUUUUCGCAAAUAUUAGACGUUCCACCAGAUACCGAUGAUGAGGCAAUGAUGGAACUAGCGAUUGCGCUAAGCUUACAGGACGAAGGAGGAAGCGCUGAUUUGCAAGUGUUGCGACAAGGAUUUCAACAAAAUAUACCGAACUUACAAGGGUUAGAAAACCUUCAAAACUUGAGUGGGCCAACAUUACAAAGUUUACAAACGUUAGCAGCACAGGGAUUGGUUCAGGUUCAAGCCACGAAUCAAAGUCAAGAGGGCGGAGGACAUUAUUCGGAUACGACCGCUUCCGCCGGUGGUUCAGAUGACGAGGGAUCAACCGCCGCUACCGAUGGUAGCACGUUACGAACAUCUCCGGCAGAACAAGGUGGUAGCGGUGGUAGCAAGGGAAGCGAGAGCGGUGGAAGCGAAAGCGGAGGAAGCGCAGUAGACAGCAUGACGGGGGAACAUAACGUAUCAGGCAGGAGCUCCGCGUACGGAGACAAUGGUCCCGAUUCUAUACCUCCGAUCGGAGGAAUUACGGUCAAUCAAACGCCACGUUCCGAAAGUAAUUCCGCGGGUAUUACCACGGCAUUCCCCGUUAUCGAGCAAGAGGAAGGUGCGGAACAGGAAAACGUGGUUGAACAAGAAAAUGACACCAGCUGCGAAACAACCGCGAAACUGCAUACAGCUCGAUUGUUAUUGCUCGACAAACUUAUGCAAUUUAUACCGAACUUGACUAACGUACCAGGUGUACUGGCCAUUCCUUUUAUGCAGGUUCUAUUAAUGUUAACGGCCGAUUUAGAUGGGCAGGACGAAAAAGACAGAGCUUGCGUCGAACGAUUGCUUCGAAUAUUGGUGAAAGAAUUGGAAAUGGAUAAACCGGAUACGAGUAAUAUAUGCCAACGUAGUAACAAAAGAGAAGUUCAUUUGGUUAUUAUGCGAUUACUGAGCGUUUUAAUGUCCCGAUCAAAAUAUACUGUAAAAACACAAAACGAAAAUUCGAAUUUCGUUUCUCAAAUGGCAGCCGAAAUACUGAGUAAAGCAGGGGUAAUCGAUUAUUGUUUGACGUUGUCGAAAGCAUUGUUGGAAUACUGGAAAACGACAUCGACCGAAGAAACUGGAACCGUUCUCGGUGGUCAGUUAUUGAAAGAACAUCUUACAAACACUCUGCCCGACAUGUCACCGUUCUUUUUACGGCAACACGUGAAAGGCCAUGCCGGUGAUAUAUUUGAGCCGUAUCCACAAUUAUUAACGGAAAUGGUAUUGAGAUUACCCUACCAAGUGCACAAAUACGCGGAAAACAGUUCGAUGCAACCGGCAUUCGAACAGUCGUGGUACUUUUAUUUGUGCGAAUACAUGAUGUCAUAUCAGACGAUACUGGUCAGACGUCAAGUACGCAAGUUGCUGCUGUUUGUCUGUGGAAAUAAAGAAAAAUACCGACAAUUGCGUGAUUUGCACGCUUUAAUUUCGCACGUGCUGUCAGUACAGCAGUGUUGUACCGCUGGUGGAUUCGAACCUCUUCAAGCGCGACCACAUUCCAUCAACUUGCCGUACGAUUCUUUGGUGAAAUUGAUCGAACAUCUUAAAUACUGCGUCGAGAUCGCUACCAGCCGCACGGGAAAUUGGCAACGAUUCUGUUUGAAACAGAACACGGUGCUAUCUUAUUUGUUUACUAUAUCGACGCUGUUAGACGAAGGUGUUAGUCCCACUGUGUUACAGCUGUUGCAGUGUGCUAUUUGUUCGAGUAACAAAUCAAAGGAAGCAAAGGAUAGCAAAGCGAAGGAAUCGAAAGCUAGCAACGCGGGAAGUAAAGAGAGACGGGAACGCGAAAAGUCCGAAGAUUCCGAUACGGAAGCUAAAUUCGAGGAAACUCAAUGUUUAGCUUUGGUCGAGCAGAUUCAGAAACAAGUGUCGCCGAGCUUGUUAACAAGAUUCAUCCAGACUUUCUUACUCGAAACGAACAAUACUAAUGUACGUUGGCAGGCGCAUUCCCUGAUACUGGCUAUUUACAAAAAUUGCAAUCCCGCCGACCAAGAAAUUUUGCUAGAUUUGUUGUGGCGUUUAUGGCCUCUGUUACCUGCUUACGGUCGAAAAGCGGCACAGUUCGUCGACUUGUUGGGUUACUUCUCUCUAAAAACACCUCAGGCAAACAAAAAAAUGCAUUGUUACAUGGAGCAAGCGGUUGCAGUGUUACGCGCGCAAAAUCAGUUACUCGCGCGUCACCCGAACGCGAAUCUUUACGCGAAUUUAGCUCAAUUCGUUGAAUUGGACGGGUAUUAUUUGGAAAGCGAACCAUGUUUGGUGUGCAAUAAUCCAGAAGUUCCGAUGACGACGAUCAAACUCUCCUCGAUCAAAGUCGAUUCGAAAUUCACCACGACGACGCAAAUUGUGAAAUUGAUAGGUAGUCAUACAAUUAGUCGAAUCACCCUUCGUAUCGGUGAUCUUAAAAGAACAAAAAUGGUGCGCAUGAUCAAUAUAUACUAUAACAACCGAUCGGUUCAGGCAGUAGUCGAAUUAAAGAAUAAACCUGCUAUGUGGCAUAAAGCGAAAAAGAUCACGUUGGCUCAAGGACAAACGGAGAUCAAGAUGGAAUUUCCAUUGCCGAUCGUUGCCUGCAAUCUGAUGAUCGAAUACGCGGAUUUUUACGAGGAUAUACAAGCCUCCUCCGAAACGUUACAAUGUCCACGGUGUUCGGCGAACGUUCCAGCGAAUCCAGGCGUUUGCGCCAACUGCGGAGAGAACGUGUUUCAGUGUCAUAAGUGUCGAGCAAUCAAUUACGACGAAAAGGAUCCGUUCUUGUGCCACGCCUGCGGAUUUUGUAAAUAUGCCAAGUUCGACUACACGCUCACCGGAAGACCCUGUUGCGCCGUAGAUCCGAUCGAAAGCGACGAUGAUCGGAAGAAGACGGUAGCGACGAUCAACGCUUUGCUCGAAAAAGCUGACAGGGUGUACAAAAAUCUCAUCUCGAACAAACCGACUCUGGAAAUGUUGUUACUAAAGAUAUCGGAACAUCGGUUGGAUCGUACGUUGGAAGACGGUGGUAGCGGCGCUAUGCAGGUGUCUAGCGGGAGUACACAGGUGAACAGAGCUAUACAGUUGCUCGCUCAGAGAUAUUGCGGCGAAUGCAAAACCUCGUUCGAGGAACUCAGCAAAAUUAUUCAAAGAGUUCUGGCCUGUCGGCGAGAAUUGGUAGCGUACGAUCGACAGCAGCGAGGGCAAAUGGUGACCGGAAAUGGUAGUAGCGGUGGAGGUGGUACUACUAGCGGCGAUACUGGUAUCGGUACUAGUGUCGGUGCUGAUACUGGUACUGGCGCUGGCAUCGAUACCGAUACCGAUACCGGAACAGGCGCCGGUGCCAGUAGUUGUUCCAACAUCGAUACAUCGGACGUCAAGGAAGAGUGUUUAAGAACGUUGACGACGAUGACGACAACGACGACGACGACGAUGACGACGUCGCCGACAGCAACAACAACCACUACAAUGACGAUGACAGCGACGACUACGUCGUCGACGUUGACCAGCAGUUCAGCGAGUACGCCGGCCGCGAUUACGACCGUGAAUCCUCAGACGAUAGGUCGUUGUUACGGAUGCGCUACCGCGGCUACGGAACACUGUUUAACUUUGUUACGGGCUCUCGCUACCAAUCAAGUAGCCAAAGACGUACUCUGUAAACAGGGAUUGAUUCAAGAAUUGGUCGAACAUAAUUUGCGUAAGGGGACAGUUCAGAUGCAGGAAGAAGUGAGGCAGUUGCUCUGUCUCGUAACCACGGACAACGCACAGUCUAGCAAAGAGUUAUGUUCCCUGUUGACUGGUCGUAUCACGUUAAUGCUUCGAGGUCGUGUCGCUACUUCGGACCUAGCUUUGGCGGUGCGUCAUGAAAUGGCGUUAUUGGCUGCGCUGAUUCAAAAGGAGGACGCCUGUUGGGAACAGAAAUUACGGUGCGUGAUGCAACUAUUUUUGAUGGCCUGUAAGGAAUCGAAGAGCCCAGUCGUGAUGGAGAGUAUUAUUUUACCGUGUUUGAAGAUAUUGCAAGGCCUGGUGAAGCCGGAACAACCGAUCUCGAAAAAGAACAAAGACAAAAGUAUCGAAUCGUUGGCAACGGUUCAGGCACCCGAGUGCGUCACCAUCGACGUGGGCAAAUGGUUAAACGGAGACUCGAAACAUUCUUACUCGGAAUGGAUUCGUCGUAUGCCGAGCAAAAAGUCGGAAAGUUCGUCUAGUUCUACGAAGCCGUUGAAAAAGGAAGAAACACGGGUUCUUUAUUUGAUGGAAAAGUACGGACACAGAUGGCGUAAUCGAUGCACCAGACAACACCAACAAGGAGGUGUUCAACCACUGAAAUUGGCCGACGGGGCUUGGCUGAAAGAAGUCUUGUUCAAUCCAAGCUCGCGACUCGCUCGUCAAGUCGCGUGCAACAUGAUCGAAAGUCUGUGUCAAGGGACUGAACGAAAGAAGGAGGUAUUACUCUUGUUGACCUGUUAUUUGGAAGAGUUGCGCACUGCCGGUGAAAGCAGCACCGAGUUUCUCGCGUUGUACCAAAGUUUAAUCCGGCAACCACCGUGGAAACAGUUUCUGGCGGUACGAGGCGUAAUGACUUUGCUCGCGGAUCUGCUCACCAGAGAAAUCGAAGAGCUUCACCGAUUAGAAGAAACGACGCUGACCAGCGACCUGGCCCAAGGUUAUUCCCUAAAAAUGUUAACCGAAUUGAUGGCAACGUUCCUCGAACAGGAGAACAUUAAGCAACAGUACAAAGGUAGAUUGGUAGCAGCGGUCUUGAACGGUUAUCUGUCUUUGAGAAGGUUGGUCGUCCAACGUACCAGGUUGAUCGACGACACGCAAGAGAAGUUGUUGGAGCUUCUCGAGGAGAUGACCACAGGCACCGAGGAAGAGGCGAAAGCGUUUAUGGCGAUCUGCGUGGAAACGGUGCAGAAAUACAGUGUCGAGGACGUACGUACGCCGGUAUUCAUUUUUGAACGGCUUUGCUCGAUCAUUUAUCCGGAAGAGAACGACGUAGGCGAAUUUUUCUUGACCCUCGAGAAGGAUUCGCAGCAAGAGGACUUCCUUCAAGGUAGAAUGUUGGGAAAUCCUUACAGUAGCUUGGAACCUGGAUUGGGGCCGCUUAUGAGGGACGUAAAGAACAAGAUCUGUCAGGAUUGCGAGUUGGUUGCUUUGCUCGAGGACGACAACGGAAUGGAACUGUUGGUGAACAACAAGAUCGUCAGCCUCGAUUUACCCGUGAAAGAGGUGUACAAGAAGAUUUGGGUGAUGGAAGGUGGCGAGUGCGACGCGAUGCGCGUCGUCUACCGUAUGCGAGGAUUGCUCGGUGACGCGACCGAGGAAUUCGUGGAAAGUUUGAACGCGAGCAGCGAACAAGAGGUAAACAACGAGGAGGCGUACAAGAUGGCGAACGUUCUGGCGGACUGCGGAGGUCUGCAAGUAAUGUUGAGCCGUUUAGCGGCCAUACAGGACGUGAAUCGAGCUCGGCCGUUACUUCAGGUUCUUCUCAAGCUGUUCCGGCUUUCGGUCAAGGUGAAGAGAAAUCAAGAGGUGCUGAGUAAACCGGAAUUAGGAGCGGUGACCGUGUUACUGGACGUUUUGCAACGUUGCCUUGCCACCGAAUCGGACAGUUCACAGGCUAAAGUUACCGAGCAAUUGUUGGACAUCAUGGAAACGAUAUUGACGCAUGCAGCCUCUCAACCAUUGUCCGCGUUCGAGCUAUUUUCUCGUACGUUGGGCGGUCCGGAACACGUUAAGGCCCUCCUCUCGUGUACCCAGUCAGCCGCUGUCAGACAAAGCAACAACGUGUUGGCGCACGUCGCGCGCGUAUUAGCCGCCCUUACUUACGGCAAUCGAGAGAAAAUGGCCCUUCUUUACGAUUAUUUCAAGCCCGUGUUGAACUUUUACAAGUUCGAUUUCGAACACACGCCGGAGGAUGAACAAAAGCUCGAGCUGUUUUGCAUUCUAACUCAAGCGAUCGAGCGCAACGCGAUCGGUAACACGCUCAAAGAUUACCUGAUUGGCAUGGGAAUCGUCGAGCACGCGUUCGAAUACAUAACCGUGCACGCGCCUUGCGUGAAACCUACUCUAUUGAGAACCGACAGCGACGAACUUAAGGAUUUCAUAUCGAAGCCAGCCCUCAAAUAUAUUCUACGAUUUCUUACCGGCCUAGCUACAGACCACGAACCGACGCAAUUGGCGGUCUCGCAACUCACCAUCAGCAUUAUUCAUCGGCUCGAACAAGUAUCCUCGGACGAGCACGUCGGCUCGUUAGCGGAAAACCUGUUGGAAGCUUUAUGCACGAACAAACGAGUCGCCGAAUUGAUCGAGGAGGCCCGACAGCAUACUCGUAGCGAGAAAAAGCGCUUAGCGAUGGCGAUGCGAGAAAGACAAUUGGGUGCGCUGGGAAUGCAAACGAACGACAAGGGUCAAGUGAUGGCCAGCGGAACGAUUUUGCAACAGAUGGAAGAUUUAGGCGACGAAACGGGAUUGGUGUGCGUCAUCUGCCGCGAAGGAUACAAAUUUAAGCCAAACCUGGUUUUAGGCAUAUACACCUUUUCGAAACGUUGCAACGUGGAAGAAUUUGAAACGAAACAGAGAAAGACAGUAGGCUAUACGACUGUCACACACUUCAACGUUGUUCACGUCGAUUGUCAUAUGUCGGCGGUAAGGUUGGCGCGCGCCAGAGACGAAUGGGAGAGCGCGGCCUUGCAAAAUGCUAACACCAAAUGUAACGGACUGUUGCCUUUGUGGGGUCCUCAAGUUCUGGAAUCGGCUUUUGCUGCUUGUUUGGCCAGACAUAAUACAUAUCUGCAAGAAUGCACCAGUCAUCGUGACAUAUCCUACCCGUCCACUGUUCAUGACCUCAAGCUGCUGUUGUUACGAUUCGCUCAAGAGAAAAGUUUUCAUGAAGAUAGUGGAGGGGGAGGACCUCAGUCGAACAUGCACUUGGUUCCCUACCUGCUUCACACCGCUCUUUACGUGAUCAACACCACGAGAGUAGCCGCUCGAGCGGACAAAACGUUAAUGGGAUACUUAGAAACACCACCCGGUUCAAGUUGGCUCGACAGUUGUUACGAAGCUGAAGGACCAUUUUAUCAAUGCACCAUGUCUCUUUUGCUUCUUACACCGGCCCGCUGGAAUACCCAUAGAAUCACUCAUUUGAACAGAUUGAUCGUUCUUGCCCAUCAACGAUACCUUUCACCGUUAUGCGCGACCAAAACGCUCGUCGAUGCAAUCGAUAGGCAUUACGUAAUAUACAAAAGCGCCUUGAUCUUUUUUGGAUUAGUCGAUUCUAUUUAUACCAAUUUCUUCAAGAAAGUCAACGUACUGACCGAUGAUCAGUGGCCUUCGGUCUUGGCCGAGUACAUCAGGCAUAACGACGAAGCUAUGCUAAAAGCAUCGGAACGCGUACUCGCCGCAUACCGCGACGAAUUAUUACCUUGUACAUCUUUCGAAGAAUUCUGCGACGUUGUUGGCUUAUUGGAAGAAAUACCCGAUCCUUCCACGUACAUAAGCGACGUUUUGCGAAAACUUGGUUAAGCGAUAUGUAUGCUAUUGAAAGAAAAUUCUAUUCUUCCUAUACACCCUCUUCCUCUCCCUCCAAUUUUUAACAUAAAUCUCACUAUUUAUGUCUUACACUUCCAAAUUACAUUUCUUCUACUUUCGUUGCCUUUGACUAUGUGAAACGUUAUUUGUGUAUAGCCUAGUUCUUUUGCCGAAUCACCGAUUGCUUUCACCGUUGACGGUUAACGUAACGUUAGCGAAAACCGUUACUCCGAUUAAUAUACUCGCACCGCUGUGUACAUUGCGGAUCAUCUUUAUUGCUUUUGGUAGAAUAAAACGAAUAUUCGGUGUAUCGCGUGGUGUUACUCUCGACUCUACGAUUAUAUGUUAAAAAACAGAAAUAAGAAACAAAUAUGUGCUUUAAUAAAAUGUGAAAUACC